CAUAUCUUGCUAUCCAUUUUGUUUUUGUGCUGCUGGGCUACAACAAUGGCCGACAUUGUAUAUUUAUUAUUAUUAAUUUCGAUAUUUCCAUUACAAAACUCAAAAGCGGUUGCCGAAAUUAGUGGCCGCUUAUUAGACGAAAAUCAAGAAAAUUUUGAUCUGGAAAUGUCACACACAAACGAAAAGGAGCAUUCAUCGGUACCACGCAAUUCCUUACAAUCUCAUCCCAGAUUUAAGUGUUACGCAUGCGAAGCGCCCUGCAAAAAUGCCACACAGCAUGCACAUAUGUGCCAGAAUGCAAUACAGUGCUGGAAGUCACGCACACGCAGUGCAUAUGGCGAGGAGAAAGUAUCACGAGGUUGUACCACGUCACCAGAUCAGCUCCCCUUAAUUUGUAACCAAAACACUUUAGGACCUCGUAAAAGAGCUGUGAUGCAUGUUAAUAUAGUAUGUUGCUCUGGAGACUAUUGUAAUGACGGAGAUUUUCCUGAGCUGCCUCCAAUUGUAAACGAUGAAGUUACACGAUUAUCUGCCGACCUAAGCAAUACAUUUAAAAUGACUCUGGCAGUAUUAGGUCCAGUAUUCGUAAUUGGCUUAAUGGCGGCUAUGGUUUAUUAUUUCAUGAUACGUCAUCAUCGAAAGAGCCUUAUGGCUUCGCGUAUAAAAAAUGAUCCAGAUGUGUAUUUAGUGAACGACGAGUUAUUGCGAGCUACCAGCGCUGGUGACAGCACACUAAGAGAAUAUCUCCAACAUCCAAUGACCUCGGGUUCUGGCAGCGGUUUACCCUUAUUAGUACAGCGAACACUUGCGAAGCAGGUAACUUUAGUUGAAUGUAUUGGACGCGGAAAGUAUGGUGAAGUAUGGAGAGGACAAUGGCAUGGUGAAAAUAUUGCUGUAAAAAUUUUUCUUACUCGAGAUGAAAAGUCUUGGAAGCGAGAAACCGAAAUAUAUAGCACAAUUUUACUACGUCAUGAAAAUAUUCUGGGUUACAUUGGCUCUGAUAUGACCUCUCGAAACUUCUGUACUCAGUUGUGGCUAUUAACACACUAUUAUCCGAAUGGUUCUCUUUUUGAUCAUCUGAAUCGCAACGCUCUAAGCCAUAAUGAUAUGGUGUUAAUCUGCUUGUCUAUUGCUAACGGACUCGUACAUUUGCAUACUGAAAUUCUAGGAACAGAAGGUAAACCUGCGAUGGCUCAUCGUGAUUUAAAAUCGAAAAACAUACUGGUGAAAUCAGAUGGUACAUGUGUAAUAGCCGAUUUCGGUUUGGCUGUAACACAUUCCCAUGUCACCGGCAAACUGGAUUUAGGAAAUAACCCCAAAGUCGGCACAAAACGGUACAUGUCCCCCGAAGUUUUAGAUGAGAGUAUUAAUAUGCAAUGUUUUGAGGCAUUGCGCCGAACUGAUAUCUAUGCACUCGGUCUGGUACUGUGGGAAGUAUGUCGUCGAACUAUUUCAGGAGGCAUUGCAGAGGAGUACAAAGUGCCUUUUUACGAUGUUGUUCCGUCGGACCCAAGCUUCGAGGAUAUGCGCAAGGUUGUGUGUGUGGAUAAUUAUCGACCUGCGUUUCCGAACCGUUGGGCUUCUGAUCCGUUACUUGCUGGAAUGUCGAAGUUAAUGAAGGAAUGUUGGCAUCAAAAUCCCAAUGUACGAUUACCUGCCUUGAGAAUACGGAAAACUAUACAAAAACUAGCUUCCGCAGACGAAAAAAUACGUCUGAAUUAUGAUGAAGUUUGUGUUUAGUGUCUAAGUAAAUUUAUAAGUUAAGAUAAAUAGAUUCUAAUGCUAAAAUUGACAGUUUAAGGGUAAAAUGGUAGUUAAUUCUAAGAAGAAUAAUUUAAAUUGAAAUAGCAUAUUUAAGUAUUACUACUAUACUCAA
Rhagoletis zephyria (snowberry fruit fly) is the source of this 1876-nucleotide messenger RNA. It is a transcript of the gene sax, whose product is annotated as type I BMP receptor saxophone. The record is from RefSeq and is a predicted model, not a curated record. NCBI's taxonomy places the organism in Eukaryota, Metazoa, Arthropoda, Insecta, Diptera, Tephritidae. Gene Ontology annotation, molecular function: ATP binding; transmembrane receptor protein serine/threonine kinase activity. Gene Ontology annotation, cellular component: BMP receptor complex; plasma membrane. Gene Ontology annotation, biological process: protein phosphorylation; cellular response to growth factor stimulus; cell surface receptor protein serine/threonine kinase signaling pathway.